Messenger RNA from Lodderomyces orthopsilosis Co 90-125, 1767 nucleotides. Its product is annotated as basic amino acid transporter. Gene Ontology annotation, biological process: transmembrane transport. The transcript has a single exon. Gene Ontology annotation, molecular function: transmembrane transporter activity. Lineage: Eukaryota; Fungi; Ascomycota; Pichiomycetes; Serinales; Debaryomycetaceae. The coding region runs from base 1 to 1767 and encodes 588 amino acids. The record is from RefSeq and is a predicted model, not a curated record.
AUGAGCAAGAAACAACUUACUUCAUCAAGCUCGAGUGUUAAAUCAAGCGAUUCCACUGAACUACCACAGCCAAUUACUGGUGACUCUACUAAUAGCAUCGAACAACAACGUCAACCACCACCACAACAACUACAUGAUGACCUCGAGGAUCAAACUUCUACACGUCUGGGACAUUUCAAAGAAUCUGAUGCUGGGGAUGGUACACUACGUGAAGAUCAAUAUAUACAUGGAACCAAACUAGUUCUUUGUUUCGUUUCAUUAUUCCUCUGUUUGUUCUUAUUUGCAUUGGAUCAAACUAUUGUUGCUACAAUCUUAUCCACGGUGGGAAAUAAAUUUAAUGCGUUUGAAAACGUUGGGUGGUUAUCUUCAGGGUUUUUGUUGACUAUGGCUGUAUUUAUUCAACCUUUUGGUAAACUCUCAAUUAUAUUUGGUCGGAAAUGGUCCAUGGUUGUUGCUGUUGUCAUUUUUGAAGCGGGGUCGUUAAUGUGUGCAUUGGCUCCUACGAUGAAUGUCUUGAUUGGUGGUAGAGUACUUGCCGGUAUUGGAGGAGCUGGUAUUCAAGGAUUGACUUUUGUUAUUGUUUCAGAAGUCGUGCCUAUAAACAAAAGACCUGUUGGUAUGACCAUCUUAUCAGUGACGUUUGCCGUUGCAUCUGUGUUGGGCCCAUUGAUUGGGGGUGCUUUCACCACGCAUGUCACUUGGAGAUGGUCAUUUUAUAUUAAUUUACCAGUUGGAGGGUUUGCAUUGGCAGUAUUUUUAUACUCUUUCCGUCCUCCAUUCCCAAAUGUCAACAUUUGGGAAGAAUUGAAACAAUUUGAUUACAUUGGAACAUUUUUCUUCAUUUCGGGAUGUGUCAUUUUUUUAUUGGCAAUCACUUUUGGUUCAUCUGAUUUUGCGUGGGAUUCCGGUGCUGUAAUUUCAUGUUUCGUAAUUGGUCCAAUAUUGUUGAUCGUCUUUGCUAUUUGGAAUUUCCGUUUCUCCAAAAACCAAAUCAUUGGUACUGAUGUGAUCACUACUCCGCAAAUCAUUGCUUCCGCUCUUUCAAUAUCUGGUGUCUUUUCAGCAUUUAUUGUCACCAUGAUCUAUGCUUCUGUAUAUUUUCAAGUUGUUCGUGAUUCAAGUGCAAUGGGUGCUGGAUUACAUUUGCUUCCUUGUAUUAUAGCUGUUGUCAUAUGUUCGGUGGUUUCAGGAGGAAUGGUUCAAAAAUUCAAAUAUGUCAAACCUUGGGGUAUAUUUUCAGGAGUAAUGGCACCAAUAGGUGCAGGUUUGUUGAGUUUGUUGCGUGUUGAUUCAUCUUUUUCAAAACAAGUUGGAUUGUUGAUCAUCAUGGGGAUUGCUACAGGUACUCAAUUUCAACCAGCCAUAAUUUCGGCCCAGAUAAAAGCACCAAAGACACCAGGUGGUACUAUCAUGACAACAAUUUUCAUCAAUGCAUCUAGAUGCUUGUCAUCAGCAAUUGCUGCCACAUUAUCUGAUGCUGUUUACACGUCGAGCUUGAAGAAUUUUCUCAAAAGUGAAAUUCCAAAAGCCAGUUCUCAAAUUCAACAGUCCUUGCAAUCAAUUGACGUAUCUAGUCUUAUGUCCUCCAACACCGUUUUAAAAACAUUGGACCCAGCAACCGAGAGAUUCAUUAAGGAACAAAUGGUGAAAUCUAUUCAAAAUGUGUUUUACAUGUGUAUUGGAUUUGCUGCUAUAUCCACAUUAGCUUGUCCUUUUAUUACCAAUAAGAAAUUACCUGACAUGAAACAUAUGGCCAAGUUGGAUUAG